Molecule: messenger RNA, 1847 nt
Organism: Penicillium brasilianum
Lineage: Eukaryota; Fungi; Ascomycota; Eurotiomycetes; Eurotiales; Aspergillaceae
Source: the annotation of a GenBank genome assembly
UCUUGAUUGGCCAUGCCGGUGGUCGGUGAGGCCCGAAACACGUGCCCACCGUGACUCAACGAAAACCUCUUCCUCUUUCCUUUCCUCUCCUCCUUCUCCAGCUUUCCCACCUCAGCUACAUCUCCACAUUCAACCGCUUUACCUAUGUCGUGCUAAAAGCAUUUCUCUUCUUCUUUUUACCUUGACUGCUAAAUCUUCAGUCGCGCUUAUGUGUUUGGCACCCUCUAUCUUCACCUCCCAGGACUAUAUCUCGGACCAUCUUUGGAAAGCCCGUAUUAACUGAAUCGACCUACCCAUUUCUCAUUCAGUACUUUAACAAUCCCUCAAAUCAAAAUGAUCAUGAAUCUGUUCAAGGCCAUGCCCGCCCGGGCUCAGGCCUUCGCCACCGUGAAGCCCCAAGCUCGCUUCAUGGCCACCGUUCGUCAGCGUGCCGCGAUGGAGCCCGCCACCUUCACCAUCCGUGACGGCCCCAUGUUCACCGGCAAGUCCUUUGGCGCUCGCUCCAACAUCUCUGGUGAGGCGGUCUUCACCACCUCCCUGGUCGGGUACCCCGAGUCCUUGACCGAUCCAUCCUACCGCGGCCAGAUCCUGGUUUUCACUCAGCCUCUGAUCGGCAACUAUGGCGUGCCGUCUGCCGAGAAGGACCCUAACGGACUUCUCAAGUACUUCGAGUCCCCCCACUUGCAGGCGGCCGGUGUAGUCGUCGCUGAUGUUGCUGAGCAGUACAGCCACUGGACUGCCGUUGAGAGCUUGGGUGAGUGGUGUGCGCGGGAAGGUGUUCCGGCCAUCUCUGGGGUUGACACUCGUGCUAUCGUCACCUUCCUCCGUGAGCGGGGUUCGUCCCUGGCUAAGAUCACGGUCGGCGAGGAGUACGAUGCCAACGAGGACGAGGCCUUCACCGACCCGGAACAGAUUCACUUGGUCCGUCAGGUCAGCACCAAGCAGCCUUUCCACAUUAGCGCUGCUGACCCUCACUCGCACGUUGCCGUCCUCGACUGCGGUGUGAAGGAGAACAUCCUGCGUAGUCUGGUGAACCGUGGCGCUAGCGUCACUGUCUUCCCCUUUGAUUACCCCAUCCACAAGGUCGCCCACCACUUCGAUGGUGUCUUCAUCUCCAACGGCCCCGGUGACCCCACUCACUGCCAGGACACCGUCUUCCACCUGAAGGCUCUGAUGGAGACUUCCCAGGUCCCCAUCUUCGGUAUCUGCUUGGGUCACCAGCUGCUCGCUCUCGCCGCCGGUGCUCGCACCAUCAAGCUCAAGUACGGUAACCGGGCCCACAACAUCCCGGCUUUGGAUCUGAGCACUGGUCGCUGCCACAUCACCAGCCAGAACCACGGUUACGCCGUUGAUGCCUCCACCCUGCCCUCUGAGUGGAAGCCUUACUUCGUGAACCUGAAUGACCAAAGCAACGAGGGUAUGAUCCACAAGUCUCGCCCCAUUUUCAGCACCCAGUUCCACCCCGAGGCCAAGGGCGGUCCCCUUGACUCGUCCUACCUGUUCGAUAUCUACCUGGACAGCGUCCAAAAGUACAAGCAGAGCCAGGCCGGUCUGCACCCCCACCGUGAUAGCCGCCCCAGCCCCCUGCUGAUUGACCUUCUGGGCAACGAGCGCGUGGGUGUGCAGCCCACCAUUGGCAUGCAGAACAUUGCUGCCGCUGCCGCUGCCGCCGCUGCGGCAUAAACGCUCAUAUGUCUGGUGGGAGUUCGGCUUGGUUUUUAUCGGUUCUGUCUGGAAAUAUGGUCUUCUUUGUUUGGGUCUCAUAGUCUUGUCUUGUUCAUAGUAUUUCUUUACAUGGUACAUUCGAUCUGAAUUACAUCCAUCAAAACAUACACAUAUCAUAGCGU